AUGCUGAAAAAUCUCGUUUCUCGACCUAGAAGGCAAACUCGUCCACGAGUCGAGAUCAUUCAUCCAAUGGAUUCCUUUUCCACGCCACCGUCUACGCAGAGCGAUGCAAUGUCAACUAUAAGACUGAAACUGUCCAAGUUUUCCAGUCGAGGCCGAAAAACAGGCAGCAUCUGCUUUGUAUCGUCGUCAAUGAUGGAUUCUCUGCCAGAUCCACCUUAUCUGAGCGUUCAGAAACUUCCCGAACUUUUCCGAAAAAACGAACCGAUGUCUAUGGAGUCACCAAUGGUUGUGCCCACUGCACCUCCUCGAUUAACCUCAGAUAGUUUGCCCUCACCGGAAUACCUCAAUCUUCAGCCGAUUGCCAGAACAAGAAAAUCCCAUCCACGAAUUGAGAAUUUAUUCGCUACUGAUCCUCCACUCGCUUCUUCAGCGGCCUCGAAUAUGGAAACGACUAGUUUUAUAGAAGAAGUGGAUGUGGCGACGCUGCUGACAACACAGUCGAUGUCACGACAGUAUGCUUCCACCAGUCAUGGUCAUACGCAUACGAUUUUGAUCGAAGCAGAAUGUGAAUUCAGCACUGCAAAAGUUCAGCAACAUUCGACGGGAAGUACUUAUAGAACGACUGUGGCUUGCAAUCCUGAAGAAAUCGCUUUAUAA
Cylicocyclus nassatus is the source of this 657-nucleotide messenger RNA. Lineage: Eukaryota; Metazoa; Nematoda; Chromadorea; Rhabditida; Strongylidae. The record is from the annotation of a GenBank genome assembly.